GUAGCGAUCGGGCGGCCAUGUUGUGCGGGGGGGGAGGGGAGGAAGGAGUUGAGAGGAGACGGGAGAGACUCUCUCACACACACGGCACAAGAUGGCCGGGGAAGCAGCUGCAGCUGCCGCCGGGCUCCCGGGCGCUCUCUUCGCCGCUCGGAGCGGGGAGGCCCGGCGAGCGGGCCCCCACCCCCGGCUGCCGGUCUCGGGGGCCGAGUCGGGGCCCGGCACUGUGAGGGUUCCGGGGCGCCGGAGGGGCGGCAAGCCGGGCUGCCGCGCGGGGCUGCCGACGGGCGGAGGGGGUAAUGGCGCCGGGCGCCGGAGCCCUGCCCGCGCCUCUCCCUCGCCGGGCGGGCGCGGGGCCGCGCUUCACCGCGGACAGGUCGCAGAGGGGAGCGGCGCCCCGCUCUCGGGGCCCCCGUUGCCCGCCAGCGGGCUGCUCUUCGCCGGGUAGAAUUCUAUGAACAAUGCCUUGUUUCCUGACUGGCUUCCAGAAGAAUCGUUCAUACCUUAUUUUCUUAGGCAAUUACUGGAUAUUGUUCUUACUUCCAAAGAUUCAGAUGGCUGGUUGGGUAAAAGACCUUGAGCAAAAUUCUGUACUGUCCAUACCAGAUGUGUUGAGGAAUUGAUUUACUCACUGUAAGCAAAAUUACUGCUCUCGAUUGAAGCACUGAAUCCAAUCAGAUGAAGAGUCUCAAAAGGAGUCUACGAAUGAGACACCAAGAUGGCAGUUCCACUGUUGAUUGAGAGGUUGAGGAAAUGGACUAAUGCAUGAGUGCUGUGAUAUGUCUGUCCAAGAAAAGGAUGUUAAAACAUGGACUCUCGUGUUACUAAACCAGAGAAGAUCUGGGUUGUGACCAUCCUAUCAAAAUGGACUUUGCACUUGAAUUAAUCAGGGGACUAUGUCAGUGACUGUCCAAUGAUGGAUCUGUUUGAGGACUGGGUGGCAAACUCUUACUCUCGGCUUGUGCAUGCAUAACAGGCAGAUUCAUUUGGUAAGAGAUCUGUUGCUACCCUGUUGGAGAAAAUGUAAUGUUUUUUUAAAGUGACUUAAUAAAAGGUUUUGGUUUCUUUCACACUUUGUGUUUGUCCUUUCUGGCUGAAUAUUUUUUCUUGUGUUGAUAUUGAGGUGGGUUACAUUUUUGGUUACUAUUAAAGUGAGAAAUACUGUAGCUGCUAAGCACUAAAGCGAAGGUGAAAUUUUGUGCUCUACUUGACUUAAAAUGUGGUUUUCAUUUGCAUAUUGUCUUCACUUUGCCAUGACUUCCAAUGAAUUUUUAUUUGCUGAUUGGUUCAUUCAGGUGCUUAAUGUUAGGGGUUUUUCAUUGCUUGGCCUAUUGUCAGGGUACUUCUGCUGAACUUUCUGAAGUUAUUUUAAGAUGGAAAUUAUAUUAAUUGAAGGCUGGGCAAAUAUGACAAUAAAGGAGUACUUGAAUGUUUUUGUGUAACUUUUGAGGUAUGCUGCUUUGGUUGUGUAUGGGUACAGAAACUUUUCACCAGAUUUCCUGGAUAAUGUACUUCCUGAACAGUCUAUUCUGUCUUAAAAUUGUUCUGUACAAUUGUCCAAUCUGCUUCACUGCUAAUUAAUGUAGGCUUAGCUGUGUGAUGCUAUACCAUGUAUUUGAUGAGAAAAAAAUUGAGUUAUUUUUGCUGGUGCUACAGAUGACAUGUUAACCUUUACAAAUUUUCAAAUGGUUCUAAUGUUCAGGAAACAAUUCCCUUUCAAGUUCCUGUGGAUCAGAUAGUUACACUGUAGCCACCUUUAUGUAUGUUUCACCUGAAAUUUGUAGUUAGACAAUUGUUUUAUGCCGGAGGGCCAAGGUGACAGACCUGGUCCUGAGAUAACCUAGGUGUUCUCUUUUAAAAACAAAGAAAAUACAAAACCAAACAAAACCCCAUUGUAUGUAUUUAACCAUUUGGCUUGCUCAGACUUCCUUGUAAAUAUCCAUUUUUACUGUGAUGAAUUGUUCAUAUGUGAUCAAUCCAGCUUUCUGAUGAUACAUGCUUGCUCAGGGUUGGUUUUGCCAUGUGUUACGUGGUGGAGUUGGAUACUGGGACCAACCUAAAGGUAUCCCUAUUCACAUGAGUGGAUUUACUUAGUGUUGGUUGAUUAGAAUGGUCUUGCAUUGUGUUUUUUAGUUCUUGUGGUUUAGGUGCAAGGGGUCUUCUGUAAAUAAUUGGUAAACUGAAAUUCUUUAAAAUGGACUGUGGCAACAGAGCAUAUGCGCUCAAACCUCUUGAUGUGGGAAAGGUGAUAGGUUGUUGCAGGAUGGGGAUGGCAAGUGAGUGGAGUUGACAGGGACUAUCUUGGUUCUACUGGUAGAAGCCAGUGUGUUCAGGCUGUUGGGGUGCUGUGCCAUGGAUGUCCCCACAGAAGCCCAAAUUAGCUCAUUACCCCCUUCUCCCCCGGCAGUCCCCCAAUGUCUGAUUUCACUGGCUUGUUGUGAUGCGUAUGAAUACGCAAGAUGUCCUUGCAAUUUGAGUCUGUUGCUUGUGGGAAGACAACUGGUAGUCAGAAUACAAGGGUUUGGGGGAUGCUUGGAUCUCCUCCAUUUCCUCUGUGGUGCAUCCUCCCAACACCAGGAUGUUGUAUUUGAGAUGUUGCUUGAUUUCCAGUUCUACAGCUUGGCUAUUGUAUGGGUUUAAAAUUGGCUUGUUGUGUUAAAAUCUAUUAAUGAACAAUAAUGGGUUAAGAAUGUGAGUUCGAAAUAACCCUUUUCAUGGUGUCAGACUUAUUUUACAGUAGUGCCUUCGCCUAACUGAUGAAAAUUGUGUAGCUGUUGGAUUUUUGCUGUUGGGGAAAACCACUAGGGAGGCGCUGUCGAGCUGGAGGGGGUUAUCAGCAAUGCGGGGCUCUCUUAGGAGUGGGUGACGCUCUUGUCCCAGGCUUUAAGUGCAGGUGUUGGGUGAUGGAUGGAGGACCUAUUGUCUGGGGAUACUGGCACUGAAUUGAAAAAAAAAGCUACCCCUUGGGUGGGCUGAGCCCCAAGGUGGGUUGUUGCUGGCUGCAUGGCUGUUAGCUCCACUGCCAUUCUUUCAAAAUGGCUUGUAACAGCACCACUUCCUGUCCAGGGAGGAAGUAAUUUUAGCCCAGGCACUGAAAUAUUUAGCAAAUCUUUAAAACAAAAGGCACAAAUUCCAUUUCUUUCUGGUUUCAAAAGGGUGCCUGAGCCACAUGGGGUUAAGGUGCCCCUUCAGCUGGGGUAGUUGGAAGAAGCCAGGGCUGUGGGGGUAGCAGGCACCCUUUAGGUGGAGGCUAUCUCUUUUUUUGGUAGAAAUGAAGGGGUGGGUCUAUGGUACAUCACCUGAGUUGUGGGGUAAAUGUAGAGAGUGUCAAUCAAAGGCAGAGCUCAGAGCUGGGAAGGAGCUCUAGAUGGCGGCUGUGCCUUAGAGAGAGCGCGCUCAGCUCCGUGCCUUCCCCAACACUUUACGCAACUUUCCCUAACUUUCGGGCAGCCUCAGGGGGCCCCCACAGCCCCUUGCCUCUCCUAGGCACUAAUCGGGGGCUGAGCGGACCUUUUUCGGGCAGAAAAGCAGCUUUUGAGGGCUCCCUUUUCGUGCCUUGCUGGAAAGAAGAAGCCGUGGAGAGAGCCCAGGUCGUUGUUUUUCCAGCUUAGAAGCCAUGGCGUACCUCCAUUUUUGUGCGCUCUCCUAAUGAGCUUUUUCCCCCGGACAUUUUUGUACCAGUUACCGCUUCUUUUGCUUUAUCGGCACCAUAUUUUUGGGAUUAGAAUAUAUAUUUUUUUUUCAUUUUCUGAAAUUUGUAUUUUAUCGUUAUAACUCUAAAUAUUUUGGAUCUAAUGUUUUUCCACUACCCAAAACUAAUAUCGACUUGGUCCUGGCGGCGGUGCAUGGAUCAGGUAGUAAAUACCUGGGCACAGGACUUCAAAGCAAACAGACACCCCUGGCCCCCUCUUAAUAUUUAAGAAUAAAAAGAUGAUGAGAAAUAAGGACAAAAGCCAAGGAGAGGAGGGUUCAGUCCACAGCAAUGCAUCGAGUCACUCAGCAUCUGAAGAAGCCUCUGGCUCUGACUCUGCAAGCCAGUCUGAAAGUGAGCAGGGCAGCGAGUCAAACAGCAGCUCGGAGUCCUCUGAAAGUCAGUCUGAAUCCGAAAGUGAAUCAACGGGUUCAAAAUCCCAGCAGACCCCUCCUGAAACCAAAGAAAAACCAGCCUCUAAGAAGGAAAGGAUAGCAGAUGUUAAAAAGAUGUGGGAAGAAUAUCCUGAUGUUUAUGGGGUUAGGAGGUCAAACCGAAGCAGACAAGAACCAUCGCGAUUUAAUAUAAAAGAUGAGGCAAGUAGUGAAUCUGAAAAUGAGAGCCCAAAAAGAAGAGGCCAGAAGCAAAUGAAAAAAACAAACAAAUGGAAAAGAGAGGUCUCUGGUGAAGAUGAGGAUGAAGAUGGAGGGGAGCAAGGCACCAGUGGAGAGAGUGAGCCUGAACCGAAGAAAGUCAAAGCAAGAAGACCUGUCCAAAGGAGAACAGUUGCCAAAACCAAUGUUAAAAAGCCUCACAAACCCCAGCGUGGGAAGAAGAGAAAGAAACCGGACUCAUCUGAAGAUGAUGAUGACGACGAAGAUGAUGAGACUCCCAAGAGACAGACUCGACGAAGAGCAGCCAAAAACGUCAGCUACAAAGAAGAUGAUGAUUUUGAGACGGAUUCUGAUGACCUGAUAGAGAUGACUGGGGAAGGAGCUGAUGAACAGCAAGACAACAGUGAAACUAUUGAGAAAGUCUUAGACAUCAGGCUUGGAAAAAAAGGAGCCACUGGUGCUUCCACCACAGUGUAUGCAACUGAAGCCAACGGCAACCCAAGUGCUGACUUUGACCCUGAAAAGGAUGAGGGAGAAGUUCAGUACCUGAUCAAAUGGAAAGGCUGGUCAUACAUCCAUAGCACAUGGGAGAGUGAAGAGUCCCUGCAGCAGCAGAAAGUGAAGGGCUUGAAAAAGCUAGAAAACUUCAAGAAAAAAGAGGAGGAGAUCAAGCAAUGGCUGGGCAAGGUAUCACCUGAAGAUGUGGAAUAUUUCAACUGCCAACAAGAGCUAGCUUCAGAGCUGAACAAACAAUAUCAAAUAGUGGAGAGAGUAAUUGCUGUGAAGACCAGCAAGUCUGCAACAGGACAUUCAGAUUUCCCAGCAAACAGUCGCAAAACAUCCUCAAAUGACCCUGAAUACCUGUGUAAGUGGAUGGGGCUGCCCUAUGCUGAGUGCAGCUGGGAAGAUGAGGCUCUGAUAAGCAAGAAAUUUCAGCACUGCAUUGACAGCUUCAACAAUCGUAACAACUCCAAAACUAUUCCUACCCGGGACUGCAAGGUAUUGAAGCAGAGACCGAGGUUUGUUGCCUUGAAGAAACAGCCUUCUUACAUUGGCGGUGAGAACCUGGAGCUCCGGGAUUACCAGCUGGAGGGCCUCAACUGGCUCGCUCACUCGUGGUGCAAGAGCAACAGCGUGAUCCUGGCUGACGAAAUGGGCCUGGGCAAGACAAUUCAGACAAUAUCAUUCCUGUCGUAUCUCUUCCAUCAACACCAGCUGUAUGGCCCUUUCCUGGUGGUGGUGCCUUUGUCCACUCUCACCUCAUGGCAGAGGGAGUUUGAAGUGUGGGCACCUGAGAUAAAUGUGGUGGUUUACAUUGGAGACCUGAUGAGCAGGAACAUGAUACGUGAAUAUGAGUGGAUCCACUCUCAGUCUAAAAGGUUGAAAUUCAAUGCACUUAUCACAACAUAUGAGAUUCUCCUCAAGGAUAAGGCUGUUUUGGGAAGUAUUAACUGGGCCUUUCUAGGCGUGGAUGAAGCCCAUCGGUUGAAAAAUGAUGACUCUUUGCUGUACAAAACAUUGAUUGAUUUCAAGUCCAACCACAGGCUGCUGAUCACCGGCACCCCACUUCAAAAUUCGCUCAAAGAGCUCUGGUCCCUGCUGCAUUUCAUCAUGCCAGAGAAAUUUGAGUUCUGGGAGGAUUUUGAAGAGGAUCAUGGAAAAGGUAGAGAGAACGGCUACCAGAGCCUUCACAAAGUCCUGGAGCCGUUUCUCCUACGCAGAGUAAAGAAGGAUGUGGAGAAAUCUUUGCCAGCUAAAGUGGAGCAGAUCCUUCGUGUGGAAAUGUCUGCUUUGCAGAAACAGUAUUACAAGUGGAUUUUGACAAGAAACUACAAAGCUCUUUCAAAAGGAACGAGGGGGAGCACAUCUGGUUUCCUGAACAUUGUGAUGGAGUUGAAAAAGUGCUGCAACCAUUGCUACCUUAUCAAACCUCCAGAGGAAAAUGAGAGAGAGAAUGGCCUUGAGACACUGCAGUCUCUGAUCAGGAGCAGCGGAAAGCUAAUUCUCUUGGACAAGCUGCUGACCAGGCUGCGGGAGAGAGGCAACAGAGUGCUGAUCUUCUCCCAGAUGGUGAGGAUGCUGGACAUCUUGGCAGAGUACCUGACUAUCAAACACUACCCUUUUCAGCGCUUGGACGGCUCAAUCAAAGGGGAGAUCCGAAAGCAGGCGCUGGACCACUUCAACGCUGACGGCUCUGAGGACUUCUGUUUCUUGUUGUCAACGCGAGCUGGAGGGCUGGGAAUUAAUUUGGCUUCUGCUGAUACUGUUGUUAUCUUUGACUCGGACUGGAACCCCCAAAAUGAUCUUCAGGCUCAGGCUCGGGCUCACCGGAUUGGACAAAAGAAGCAGGUGAAUAUUUACCGCCUGGUCACAAAGGGUACGGUAGAGGAGGAGAUCAUUGAGAGGGCCAAGAAGAAAAUGGUGCUGGAUCAUUUGGUGAUCCAGCGUAUGGACACCACUGGCCGGACUGUUCUGGACAACAACUCUGGGAGAUCCAACUCAAAUCCUUUCAACAAAGAGGAGCUGACAGCUAUUCUGAAGUUUGGAGCUGAAGAUCUCUUCAAGGAGCUUGAAGGGGAAGAGUCAGAGCCUCAGGAGAUGGACAUUGAUGAGAUUUUACGUCUGGCUGAAACACGAGAAAAUGAAGUGUCCACCAGUGCCACUGACGAGCUCCUCUCCCAGUUCAAGGUGGCUAACUUUGCAACCAUGGAGGAGGAAGAGACAGAAUUGGAUGAGCGGUCCCAGAAGGACUGGGAUGAUAUCAUUCCAGAGGAGCAAAGGAAAAAGGUGGAGGAGGAAGAAAGGCAGAAAGAAUUGGAGGAAAUCUACAUGCUGCCUCGAAUCCGGAGCUCAACUAAAAAGGCUCAAACAAAUGACAGUGAAUCAGAUGCAGAAACUAAGAGAAGGCUUCAGAGAUCAUCUGGAUCAGAAAGCGAGACUGAUGAUACCGAUGAUGAGAAGAGACCAAAGCGCAGGGGGCGUCCUCGAAGUGUUAGAAAAGAUACUGUGGAAGGAUUUACUGAUGCUGAAAUCAGGAGGUUUAUCAAGGCUUACAAAAAGUUUGGACUCCCUCUUGAACGGCUGGAGUGUAUUGCCCGGGAUGCUGAGCUGGUAGACAAGUCUGUGGCUGACCUGAAACGGUUAGGGGAACUCAUCCACAAUAGCUGUGUGUCAGCAAUGCAAGAAUAUGAGGAGCAGCUGAAGGAAAAUCCAAGUGAAGGCAAAGGACCUGGAAAAAGAAGAGGUCCUACUAUCAAGAUUUCUGGUGUCCAAGUCAACGUGAAAUCCAUCAUCCAGCAUGAAGAGGAGUUUGAAAUGCUGCAUAAAUCCAUUCCUACAGACCCAGAGGAAAGGAAGAAGUACCGCCUGACGUGCCGUGUCAAAGCUGCCCAUUUUGAUGUAGACUGGGGAGUGGAGGAGGAUUCUCGCUUGUUAGUGGGAAUUUACGAGCAUGGCUAUGGAAACUGGGAGUUAAUUAAAACGGAUCCAGAAUUGAAGUUAUCUGAUAAGAUCCUACCUGUUGAGACAGAUAAGAAACCUCAGGGAAAACAGCUCCAGACCCGAGUUGAUUACCUACUGAAACUGUUGAAGAAAGAUCUGGACAAGAAAGAAAACAUGAAAGAUGGGGAAGAGGGCAAGCUAAAAAAGAGGAAACCACGAGUAAAGAAAGAGAACAAGGCUCCCAAAGUCAAAGAUGAGCAUGGGAAUGAACUUGCCUCUCCUCGGCACUCAGACAACCCGUCAGAAGAAGGUGAAGUCAAGGAGGAUGGCUUGGACAAGAGCCCAGUGAAAAAGAAACAGAAGAAGAAAGAGAACAAAGAGAACAAGGAAAAACAGACAACUACUAAGAAAGAAAAGGAAAGUGAUAAAGAGAAAAAGAAGACAAAAGACAAAAAAGAGAAGCCUAAAAGCGGUGAAGCCAAAUCUGGAAGUAAAGGGAAGAGAUCGCAAGGUCCCGUUCACAUUACAGCAGGGAGCGAACCGAUCCCCAUUGGAGAAGACGAGGAGGAUGAUCUGGACCAAGAAACAUUCAGCAUAUGCAAGGAAAGGAUGAGACCAGUGAAAAAAGCACUAAAGCAACUUGAUAAGCCUGAUAAGGGACUGACGGUUCAAGAACAGCUGGAGCACACACGCAACUGCCUCCUAAAAAUUGGGGACCGCAUCUCUGAGUGCCUUAAAGCCUACACUGACCAGGAUCAUAUCAAGCUAUGGAGAAGGAACCUAUGGAUAUUUGUGUCAAAAUUCACAGAAUUUGAUGCCAGAAAACUGCACAAACUCUACAAGAUGGCUCAUAAGAAAAGAUCACAAGAAGAGGAGGAACAAAAGAAGAAGGAGGACAUGUCCAGCAUGAAGAAGCUGUUCCGCCCAGAGCCUUCAGGCUCUAGCCGUGAUUCUGUGAUGUCCCAGUCUCAUGUGCCUCACAAUCCUCAUUCCCAGAAGAUCCACCUGCCCCCUUCCCACACCCAGCAGCAGAUGCACGGGCACCCGCGUGACAACUAUGGCCAUCCAAACAAGAGACAUUUCAGCAACACAGACCGAGGAGAAUGGCAGAGGGAUCGAAAGUUCAACUAUGGUGGCAACAGCAACCAGAUGUGGGGUGGGGAGCGUCAUCACCAGUACGAGCAGCACUGGUACAAGGACCACCACUAUGGGGAUAGGCGAUCUCGUGGAGAGCCCCACCGGAGCUCUGGGAACUACAGACCAAAUAACCUCUCCCGCAAGAGGCCCUAUGAACAGUACAACAGUGACCGAGACCACAGAGGCCACCGAGAUUAUUACGACAGGCACCACCAUGAUUCCAAGCGUCGACGAUCUGAUGAGUUCAGGCCUCAAAACUACCACCAGCAGGAUUUCCGACGGAUGUCUGAUCACAGGCCACCCAUGGGAUACCAUGGCCAAGGACCUUCAGACCACUACCGGUCCUUCCACACAGACAAAUCGGGAGAUUACAAACAGCCUCUCCCUCCACCUCACCCUGCAGUGUCGGACCCUCGCUCACCCCCCUCUCAGAAAUCCCCCCACGAUUCCAAGUCACCUCUCGAUCACAGGUCACCUCUGGAUAGGUCGUUAGAACAGAAAAACAAUCCAGAUUAUAACUGGAACAUUCGGAAAACAUAAAGUGACUAAGAGGAGAAAAAUUCACAUCUGAAAUACUUGGUUUGAUGCAACAGCGGCUGGCUUCUCCAAGCCAGCAACCAGAAACUCUGAACAUGCUGCUAUCAUCUUGCUGGGUCAAGGAGGAUUUUGAAGGAGCAGGCGGAGGAAGAUUUUUCCCUAGCUCUCAGUUCUAUUUUGGAUUCCUGUUUCUUUUCCCCUAUUCUACCAUUGAAUGCUGGAACAAGCCUUGCUGCCUCAUUCUUUGUUUUGUUUUGUUUUCGUCUUCGCCAGUCCGAUGAACCCAAGGGGAUUUUCCUCAGCCAGUAUUUCCCCAAACCAAGAAGGCGGAUCGAUGCUGCUUAGGAUUGUGCAGAAGGCUACGUGCCUGCUCUGACUUGAUAUUACGUGACAGAUGCUGCUUUGGGUUUGGGGAUAAACUGGUUGGGCUGGGCUUUGUGUGUAACCAGCAUAGGGCAAUGGGAGGAUACUCAAGGAGGGACAGGAGAGUCCUUCAGCAGCCAAGCUUGGUUGAAAGAGAGACUCUGUGUCCCUGCAGAGUGACUCCAAAGGAGUUGGAGCCAUGCUGGUGACAAUCCGUCGCUUUUCUGGCCACGUUAUCAUUUCUCAUGUCUUUAUCCAUUUCAAGAAACUGGCUCUGCUUUGAGUGCUGUUGUGUCCCCUGCAACAGAAGAGGUGCGGGGCAUCCUCUUCCCACCUCAGGGCUGGAACUGGCAAAACUUCACUCUGUGGGGUUUUGGGAUGGGGGGGGG
This is a messenger RNA of Phalacrocorax carbo (great cormorant), 10169 nucleotides long. NCBI's taxonomy places the organism in Eukaryota, Metazoa, Chordata, Aves, Suliformes, Phalacrocoracidae. The record is from RefSeq and is a predicted model, not a curated record.